Pipistrellus kuhlii (Kuhl's pipistrelle) is the source of this 2732-nucleotide messenger RNA. RefSeq names its product Jun proto-oncogene, AP-1 transcription factor subunit (gene JUN). Gene Ontology annotation, cellular component: transcription regulator complex. Gene Ontology annotation, molecular function: transcription factor binding; RNA polymerase II cis-regulatory region sequence-specific DNA binding; DNA-binding transcription factor activity, RNA polymerase II-specific. Lineage: Eukaryota; Metazoa; Chordata; Mammalia; Chiroptera; Vespertilionidae. The record is from RefSeq and is a predicted model, not a curated record. Gene Ontology annotation, biological process: regulation of transcription by RNA polymerase II; regulation of cell population proliferation; regulation of cell cycle. The transcript has a single exon. The coding region runs from base 971 to 1975 and encodes 334 amino acids.
UGCCCUGAGUGUGGCGAUCGCUGCGAGGCGCGAGUGGAGGUGCUUGGACUCCCGGAGACAGGCAGACACUGUCAGGACCGCACCGGUCCGAUCGGCAGAGGCAGAUCUUAUUCUCUUUUCCAGUUUCUCACCAACUGCCCAGAGCUAGCGCCUGUGGCUCCCUGGGUUGGUGUUUUGGGGAGCGCCCAAAGAGCCCCUUCUCCAACGGCCCCCAGGAGGAGCGUCCCGCUGCCCAGGCGCCGCUGACAGCGCGGAGGAGAGCGGCGACUGACCGUCGCCCGGAAAAGUCCGGCGAGCCGCUGCCGCGGCAAAGAACUUUCCUGGCCCGGAGGGCGGGGGACCCGCGGCCCCCGGGUCCCGGAGCGAACUUUUGCAAAGCUUUUCCCCACCCGAAGCGGCGGCGAUCAAGGAAAGCAGGCGGCGGAGAGCAGAGCGCGGAGGGACGAGCGCUCAGCUACCUGCGCACCGGUUGCUGCUGAACUUGGGGGAGCGCGAGCGCGGCCGCUGGGCGCCCCCUCCCUCUUGCCGCGGAGGAGGGGACCAUCGUCGGAGUCCGGGCGGCGGAGACUCGCCGCCGGCCGGCCAUCGGCGGGGUCCGCGCCGAGUGCCGCCCCCGGGAGACCUGCUGUCGCCGAAGAGCGAGUCCGUUCGCGGGCGCCGAGGAGCCGCCGGCGCGGAGGAGCGCUCCGUGAGUGGCCGCGACUUUUCAAAGCCGGCGGCGCGCGCGAGCGGACAAGUGAGCGUGCGGGCGGCCUCUUAACCCUGCGCUCCCCGGAGCGGAGCCGAGCAGACCGGUGAGGAGGGCUCCGAGGGGAGGGAGGCCCGCGGGCGCGCGCGCUCCUCCAGAAACUUUCCUCGCCAAAGGCUCCGGCGGGAGGCGCGGGUGCCCCCGCUUGCCAGCGCGCUGUUUCGGCUCGGAAACUUCUUCGCGCAGCCCAAACAAACCCCACGCGAAGCGACGGACUGUUCUAUGACUGCAAAGAUGGAAACGACCUUCUACGACGAUGCCCUCAACGCCUCGUUCCUCCAGUCCGAGAGCGGCGCCUAUGGCUACAGCAACCCCAAGAUCAUGAAACAGAGCAUGACCCUGAACCUGGCCGAUCCAGUGGGCAGCCUGAAGCCGCACCUGCGGGCCAAGAACGCGGACCUCCUCACCUCGCCCGACGUGGGGCUGCUCAAGCUGGCGUCGCCCGAACUGGAGCGUCUGAUCAUCCAGUCCAGCAACGGGCACAUCACCACCACGCCGACCCCCACCCAGUUCCUGUGCCCCAAGAACGUGACGGACGAGCAGGAGGGCUUCGCCGAGGGCUUUGUGCGCGCCCUGGCCGAGCUGCACAGCCAGAACACGCUGCCCAGCGUCACGUCCGCGGCGCAGCCGGUCAGCGGGGCGGGCAUGGUGGCCUCGGUGGCGGGCGGCAGCGGCAGCGGCGGCUUCAGCGCCAGCCUGCACAGUGAGCCGCCUGUCUACGCCAACCUCAGCAACUUCAACCCCGGCGCGCUGAGCGGCGGUGGGGCGCCCUCCUACGGCGCCACCGGCCUGGCGUUUGCCGCGCAGCCCCAGCAGCAGCAGCAGCAGCAGCAGCAGCCGCCGCCGCAACCGCCUCACCACCUGCCCCAGCCGAUCCCGGUGCAGCACCCCCGGCUGCAGGCCCUGAAGGAGGAGCCGCAGACGGUGCCCGAGAUGCCCGGGGAAACACCGCCCCUCUCCCCCAUCGACAUGGAGUCCCAGGAGCGGAUCAAGGCGGAGAGGAAGCGCAUGCGGAACCGCAUCGCAGCCUCCAAGUGCCGGAAAAGGAAGCUGGAGAGAAUCGCCCGGCUGGAGGAAAAAGUGAAAACCUUGAAAGCGCAGAACUCGGAGCUGGCGUCUACAGCCAACAUGCUCAGGGAACAGGUGGCACAGCUUAAGCAGAAAGUCAUGAACCACGUUAAUAGUGGGUGCCAACUCAUGCUAACGCAGCAGUUGCAAACGUUUUGAGAAGAGACUGUCGGGGGCUGAGGGACAACGGAGAAAAAAAAUAACACACAGACUUGAGAACUUGACAAGUUGUGAGGAAGAGAGAGAGAAAGAGAAAAGAAGUGUCCGAGGACUAAAGCCAAGGGUAUCCAAGUUGGACUGGGUUGCGUCCUGACGGCGCCCCCAGUGUGCACGAGUGGGAAGGACUUGGCGCGCCCUCCCUUGGCGUGGAGCCAGGAAGCGGCCGCCUGCGGGCUGCCCCGCUUUGCGGACUGGCUGUCCCAGCGCAAACAGAACGUUAGACUUUUCUUUAACAUUGACCAAGAACUGCAUGGACCUAACAUUCGAUCUCAUUCAGUAUUAAAAGGGGGAGGGGGAGGGGCUGCAAACUGCAAUAGAGACUGUAGAUUGCUUCAGUAGUACUCCUUAAGAAUGCAAAGCGGGGAGGGGUCGAGAGGAGGGGAGGCGGGAGGGAGGUUUGUGAGAAUGAGGCUGAGCCUACAGAUGAACUCUUUCUGGCCUGCCUUCCUUAACUGUGUAUGUACAUAUAUAUAUUUUUUAAUUUGAUGAAAGCUGAUUACUGUCAAUAAACAGCUUCAUGUCUUUGUAAGUUAUUUCAUGUUUGUUUGUUUGGGCGUCCUGCCCAGUGUUGUUUGUAAAUAAGAGAUUUGAAGCACUCUGAGUUUACCAUUUGUAAUAAAAUAUAUAAUUUUUUUUUAUGUUUUGUUUCUGAAAAUUCCAGAAAGGAUAUUUAAGAAAAUAAAAUAUUGAAAAAGUA